GGAAGAGGAAUUCCUAACAAUCAUUGCGUCUUGGUUACACCAAGAUACACAGCUUCCAUGGACCAUUCUUUAAUGUAGCUUCUAAUACUUAGUGAUUGUUUCUGGACUCAACUCCAAGCUUAUCCAAGCUUUACAGACCUUGAACAGAGGAUCUAUAAAUAUCUUAAAUCAAACUGUCAAAACUUAAUACCUCCAAAAUUUGUCUUCAGGCUCUACAGAGUUAUCAGAACACAGAUUAGAUACAUCAUAAAUUAUAUAUUUAUUAUUCCACUACCUAACGUCUUUAAACAAUAUGCCACGUUCAUUCUUGGUAAAACGACGUCGAUCCAUCACAAGGAUCUCCAGUUGGGGGCAUCUUAUAGAUGCAGAAAGAGGGGACCUGUAUAUCCCAGACACAGUUUUCUAUGCCUUCUUUUCCAUACCCUCUGCCUCUUCCAUCUUGCAGGGUCCAUUUUCUUGCCGUGCCUGCCGCAAAUCCUUUCCGCUACAGCGUAUGCUGACACGACAUCUAAAGUGCCACAGCAUACAGAAGAGACACCGGUGUCCUUGCUGUGGGAAAGGCUUCAAUGACACCUUUGAUCUCAAGCGUCACAUGAGAACUCACACAGGGAUACGUCCCUACAAAUGUCCAGCCUGUGACAAGUCCUUUACACAGCGUUGCUCCCUGGAAUCCCAUCUACGCAAGAUCCACGGAGUUCUGCAGAGUUAUGCUUACCGCCAACGCCGCUCCAAGAUCUACGUGUGCGAGGACUGUGGCUUUACAUCCCCAAAUGCAGACACUUACACCCUGCAUGUCAUUGAGGUCCACCCCAGUAGCCCUGUUCUCUCCAAGCAUCUCAGAAAACGGGGGGCCGGAGUUAUGAGGGCAGAAAUUGGAGUCUUGCUACAUCCAACGCCACGAUAUCCUUCAAAUACUAAUUAUUCAAGAUGAUAUAGACAAUUGA
This is a messenger RNA of Spea bombifrons (plains spadefoot toad), 944 nucleotides long. RefSeq names its product ovo like zinc finger 3 (gene OVOL3). Lineage: Eukaryota; Metazoa; Chordata; Amphibia; Anura; Pelobatidae. Gene Ontology annotation, cellular component: nucleus. Gene Ontology annotation, molecular function: RNA polymerase II cis-regulatory region sequence-specific DNA binding; DNA-binding transcription factor activity, RNA polymerase II-specific. The transcript is spliced from 4 exons. The coding region runs from base 293 to 931 and encodes 212 amino acids. Gene Ontology annotation, biological process: epidermal cell differentiation; regulation of transcription by RNA polymerase II. The record is from RefSeq and is a predicted model, not a curated record.